AUGGAUUAUUUAGAGAAUGUUCCUUCUUCUGAUCAAAACGAAAACAUUACUACUGUUUCACAACCUUCUUCUUCGUACUUGACAAGAGAUCAAGAACAUGUGAUCAUGGUCUCUGCUUUACGCCAAGUGAUAUCUAGCUCCGGAUAUGAGACGUCAUCGUCCCACUCGAUCGCCGUAGACGAAUCUCUUCCACCUCCGGACGCUGGCCCUUGUCCUCUCUGCGGCGUCACUGGUUGCUACGGCUGUGCAUUUCAACGACGACACGAAGAGAUCAAGAAAGAGAAGAAGCACAAAGGAGUAAGGAAGAAACCAUCAGGUAAAUGGUCGGCAGAGAUAUGGGAUCCGAGUUUGAGAGUAAGGAGGUGGCUUGGAACGUUUCCGCCGGCGGAGAUGGCGGCGCAAGCUUACGAAGAGGCGGAGGCUGGGCUUGUCGGAAGAAGAUCAAAGACACGUGGCACAAAGAAAGGAGAAUGA
Arabis nemorensis is the source of this 474-nucleotide messenger RNA. The record is from the annotation of a GenBank genome assembly. NCBI's taxonomy places the organism in Eukaryota, Viridiplantae, Streptophyta, Magnoliopsida, Brassicales, Brassicaceae.